GUAGGGGACUUGGUCAAUCCGGAGCUGUGGGUCGCUUGAGGGGCGUGGUCGUGGCCGUUCGGGCGGCUCCUAGAGAGUCGCAGCCUGGGCGUGGUCAGGCUUGCUGAGGGCGUGUGUUUUUCAGGUCGUUGGCCAAUCUUACAGUCAGGCCGGGCUCAGGGGCGGAGCCUCGAGGUGCCCGAACCAUUGAGGGUGUUUGGGUUGGAGGAGGGCGCGACCCAUCGGACCGAGGCCAAUCGCGCUGAAGUCCAAGGAGAGCCUCUGGGGCGUGGGCCACCGGGGCUGGGGGCGUGGCCGGGGCGGGACCUGGGCCCGGUUCCGGGCUGUCUCGGACGGCGCCUGGGCGAUGUCGGCGCCGCAGCCGCUGCAGAUCCGAGAGGCGAACGCACACCUGGCGGCUGUGCACCGGCGCGCGGCGGAGCUGGAGGCGCGGCUGGACGCGGCGGAGCGCACAGUGAGCGCCCAGGCCGAGCGCCUGGCCCGCCACGACCAGCAGCUGCGUGCUGCCCUGGAGGAGCUGGGCCGCGCCAAGGACUGUGAGAUUGCCGCCCUCCAGCAGCAGCUGCUGACCUCCGAGGCCACUGUCCACAGCCUGCAGGCCGCCCUGCGCCAGAGGGACGAGCUCAUCGGGCAGCUCCAGCCCCGGGCCGAGCUGCUGCGGGACAUCUGCCAUUACCGGCCACCCCUGGCCCGGCUGCUGGCCGCCCUGGCCCAAGCCGAACGCCUGGGGCCCCUGCCAGCCGGAGACCCCAGCCACCCACCCUCCGGGGGGCCCAGCCCAAGCCUUGCCAACAGCACUGGGGACGAGCAGGACGAGGGCCACCUGCAGCCUGCGGUGUUUGGGACCACCGUGUGAGCCCCGGGGCAUAGAUUCCACAGCAGAGACGGAGUUCCACUGCUGGGCGUGUCCCCAGGGCUCACCUGUGUCCGGGAGGGGCCCCCAUGGCAGAGCCGUAAUCCUUUCCAAGCAUCAAAACCUGCUAAAAAGUCACAGGUUUCAAACAGGCAGUCCGCGGGCCAGAGGCAGAUGUGGAGCCCAGAUGGAGGGUUUUUGGCUUGGUUUUGCUGUUGUCGUUUUUGAAGAUUUUAGAUCAUCUCCACACCCAGUGUGGGGCUGGAACUCACAACGCCAAGAUCAAGAGGCCCAUGCUCUACCCACUGAGCCAGGCAGGGGCCCCUUGUUUUUCAUAUUUUGUUUUUUUUAAACAAAACUUUAAAUCAGUCAACUUACUGAAACAAUGGCAAUGUUUACACAAAAAUCUGGAUUUCUGCUUUAAUCUUGGUCAUGCCUCUUUGGCUCUGAGCCCGGGAUCCCCUCUUCAGCCAAAGUGUGAGGUCCAGUUGGCUCCGUUGCCUCUCUUAGGGCCAGAUGUCCGGCCCCUGCAGCAUCCCACAUCUCUGCUGCUUGUGGAGACAGAUGGCAUCAAGUUUCCCCUCUUCCCCUGCCCUGGUUUCCAUUCCUUCCGAGGUAUCCCUGGUCCCAGCUAAAGCUCCUUCUUACCCUUCCUCCCAGACCAGAAUUGGGAACUUGUGCCAUUUUGCCCUGGUUGUAGGAAGACCCAUUUUUAGUGCUAGAUUUUUUCCCCCCUAACUCUGUCCUUCCGUCCACCUUUAACCCAGGAGGCAGAGCGUGCUGUGUGUGUGAGACACUGUGAGAUGCCGGCAGCCAGGCUGUGAAACCCCGGGAGGCUCAGGCGUCCCUCAGCCUCUUUCCCGAUAGAGUCCUUCCUGAGGGAAUGUCCACUGGCUCUGCCUUCUGCCUAGAUCGUUCUUCCCCCGGAGGUCACAGGACCGGUUCCUUGUCACUCAGAUCUUUGCUCAGAAGUCACCUCCUCCGAGGGGUCUUCCCUGAUUGCCUUAUCCGGAGUGAUUCCCGUCCGUUUUCCUUACGGAACUUCAUGUCACCGGAGUGGCAGCGCAGCUACCUGAGGGCAGGGUUCCUAUUCUUUUAUCAGCAGGUGCACCCUGGGACCUCCUUAGGAACACGCUGGGUUUGUGGGUCCCAAAGGGAGCCAGGGACCCCCAGCACAUCUGAUGAGGCUCCUGGCCAGUCUAGCUUUUGUAGGAAGCAGCCGGCUCCUUUUUAUAUUUUCUAGAGAAUCUUCUUUUCUUAACUCACUUUCCCCGCUGCUCCUUCUUGGCCAGAGACACUCAGGGUGCCUGUUUUUGUUUUUGUUUUUAAAUCAAACCAGGGAAUCCUGUGCCUUUCUCUGCUCAGCCCGGUACUAUGGCGGCCAUUCCCGCCUCCUUUCUCAGGAAUUGUCACACCAGGAACCGCCGAGGGGCAGGGCCCAUUUUGGCCUGGAAAGGUCGGUAUCCAUCCCCAGCCCUCAGGAUGGUGCUGCCUGCCCUGCCUGGCGUCUGACAGUGACCCCUCAGUGUAGGAACAAUGGCCCCAUUUUCUAAGGAUGACUCAGGGGGACUGCUCGUAUGAGGGAAAGGCAGGCCGAGGCCUGUCUGAGCUCAAGAAUAAAUUGAAUGAUUCCUUGGC
Molecule: messenger RNA, 2491 nt
Organism: Suricata suricatta (meerkat)
Lineage: Eukaryota; Metazoa; Chordata; Mammalia; Carnivora; Herpestidae
Gene: VMAC
Product: vimentin type intermediate filament associated coiled-coil protein
Exons: 2
Coding region: 347-856 (169 amino acids)
Source: RefSeq, a predicted model, not a curated record